UUUCAUAUUUGAAGUGGUACCUGUUCAUUUCUUCUCUCCUAUAUAUAAAUUUGUCGGAAAUAUAUAGCAUCAAUUGAUCUCUUACCACAACCAUAAUCUAUCCACACAUUUCUUUUUUCUUUUCAACAAAUUAACUGAAUCCAUGGCAUCAUCUUCUUCUACUAGAUCGUUGCAGUUGACUCAACGGAAGUACGAUGUCUUUCUAAGUUUUAGAGGCGAAGAUACUCGCAGAAAUUUUACAAGUCACUUGUUUGAAGUUUUGAGGGACAGGGGAAUAUUCACCUUUCUAGAUGAUAAAAGGCUAGAGCAUGGUGAUUCGAUCCCGGAAGAACUCGUGAAAGCUAUUAAAGAUUCUCAAGUUGCUGUAAUUAUUUUCUCAAAGAAUUAUGCUACAUCGAGGUGGUGCUUGAAUGAAGUAGCGAAGAUCAUGGAAUGCAAGGAAAAAAAUGAACAAACUAUUAUACCAGUCUUCUAUAAUGUGGAUCCAUCACAUGUUCGAAGCCAAAGAGAGAGCUUUGCAGAAGCCUUUGCCAAACACGAAUCGAACUAUAAGGAUGAUGUUGAGGGAAUGCAAAAGGUGCAAGGAUGGAGGACAGCUUUAAGUGAAGUGGCCAAUCUCAAAGGCUGUGAUACCCGUGACAAGAUCGAAUCAGAAUGUAUUCGGGAUCUUGUUGAUCAAAUUUCGUCCAAAUUAUGCAAGACUUCUUUAUCUUAUUUGCAAAAUGUUGUGGGAAUAGAUACUCAUUUGGAGGAAGUAAAUUCCCUAAUAGCGAUAGAAACCGAUGAUGUCCGGAUUGUGGGGAUCUGGGGAAUGGGCGGAGCCGGUAAAACGACAAUAGCAAGAGCCAUUUUUGAUACUCUUUCUUAUCAAUUUGAAGCUGCUUCAUUUCUUGCGGAUAUUAAAGAAAAUGAAAAAAAGAAUCAACUACAUUCUUUACAAAAUACUCUUCUCUCUGAAUUGUUAAGAAGAAAAGUUGAUUACAUCAAUAAUAAGUACGAUGGGAAGUGCAUGAUUUCAAGCAGACUUAGUUCUAAGAAGGUGCUAAUUGUGCUUGAUGACAUAGAUGAAAGAGAUCAUUUGGAGUAUUUAGCAGAUGAUGUUGGUUGGUUUGGUAAUGGCAACAGAGUUGUUGUAACAACUAGAAAUAGAGAUCUGCUAGAGAAUGCUGAUGCAAUAUAUGAAGUGAAGCUAUUGCCUGAUCAUGAAGCUACACAAUUGUUUUAUCGGUAUGCUUUCAGAAAAGAAGUUCCAAGUGAGUGUUUUAAGAAGCUCUCCUUGGAGGUAGUAAAUCAUGCUAAAGGCCUUCCUUUAGCCCUCAAGGUGUGGGGUUCUUCGUUGCAUAAGAAAGACCUAACUCGGUGGGGAAGAACUGUAGACCAAAUAAAGAAAAACUCUAGUUCAGAAAUUGUUGAAAAACUCAAAAUAAGUUAUGAUGGGCUGGAGCCUGAAGAGCAAAAGAUAUUUUUAGAUAUGGCAUGUUUCUUCCGAGGAGAUAAAAAAGAAAAAGUCAUGCAAAUCCUUGAGAGCUGUGAUUUUGGAGCUGAAUAUGGAUUGGAUGUCCUAAUUGACAAAUCUCUUGUGUUCUUAACUGAAUUUGAUGCGAUUGAAAUGCAUGACUUAAUACAAGAUAUGGGUAAAUAUAUAGUGAAUAUGCCAAAGGAUCCGGGAGAACGUAGCAGACUAUGGGACGCUAAAGAUAUCAAAGAAGUGAUUGUUGACAAUACGGGGACGAAGGUAGUGGAAGCAAUCUGGCUUGAUUAUCAAGUACACUUAUGCUUUAGCAAAAAGGCCAUGAAGAAGAUGAAAAUGCUUAGGAUAUUAUAUAUGGGGUUCAGCAUGUGGUCCUCAGACUCUUCUCGUGAUGGCUCCAUUGAGUACUUGUCCAACAACUUGCGUUGGUUUUACUGGUGUCGUUAUCCUUGGGAAUCAUUGCCAACUAAAUUUGAACCCAAAAAGCUUGUUCAUCUGGAACUCCGUCGUAGUGAACUGCGUCAGUUAUGGAAGGAAAAAAAGAUGUAUUUUCCGCGUCUGCGAACGCUAGAUCUCUGCGGAUCUGAAAACCUGAUGGAAACACCAGAUUUCAGGGAGAUGCCAAAUUUAGAGUAUUUGAAUCUACAGGGAUGUAGGAGUCUUGAAGAGAUUGACGAUUCCCUGGGGUAUUGCGAAAAACUCAUUGAGUUAGAUUUAGGUUGUUGUUUAAGGCUUAAGAGGUUUCCAUGUGUUAACGUGGAAUACGAAUAUCUGGAUCUAUAUCGUUGCUUUAGUUUAGAAAUAUUUCCAGAGAUCAGGGGGAAAAGUAAGUCGGAGUUAGAGAUUUACAUGGGAUACUCUGGGAUAAGGGAACUACCAUCAUUUAUUCAGUACCUAACUCAUAUUACCGAGCUAGAUUUGAGCGGUAUGAAAAACCUUGUAGAUCUUCCAAGCAAGAUUGGCAUGUUGAUAAGCUUGGUGGAGCUAAAUGUGUCGAAUUGCUCAGAACUUGAAAGCUUGCCAGAAGAGAUAGGGGAUUUAGAAAACUUGGAGAAGCUUGAUGCUAACAAUACUCUAAUUUCACGACCUCCUUCUUCCAUCGUCCGCUUGAACAAGCUUAAAUUCUUGAGCUUUGAAAAAGCAAUAUUUGGAGAUGAGACAGAUAAAGAAAUAAUUGGAGAAGAGACAGGGGGCUUUGCGUUCCCUCAAGUGAAUGAAGGGUUACGCUCAUUGGAAACUUUGAAUCUCAGAUACUGCAAUCUAAUAGAUGAAGGACUUCCAGAAGACAUUGGAUGCUUAUCCUCUUUGGAAGAGUUGAAUCUCUGGGGAAAUAAUUUUGAGUAUUUGCCUCGAAGCAUAGCCCAAUUUGGUGCUCUUCGAUUCUUGGACGUAUCAUAUUGCGAGAGGCUUAAAGAGUCGCCAGGUUUCAUAGGGAUGCCAAAUUUAGAGACCUUGGAUCUGUCAAAUUGUAUGAAUCUUGAAGAGGUUCAUCAUUCCCUCGGAUUUCUCAAAAAGCUGUGGAGAUUAAAUUUAUGUAAUUGUAAACGGCUUAAGAGGUUUCCAGCUUUGUGCAUCGAUUCCCUAGUAUUUCUGGAUCUGAAGAGGUGCUCUAGUUUAGAAAAAUUUCCAGAAAUCCUUGGAAGCAUGUAUUUGCAGUUAGAGAGUGGGACAAGGUGCCUAGAUUUGGGCGGUUUAGAAAACCUUGUAACACUUCCGAGUAGCAUUGGUAUGUGGAAAAGCUUGGUGGGGCUAUAUUUGUGGGAUUGCUCAAAUCUUGAAAUCUUGCCGGAAGAGAUAGGAGAUUUAGAAAAUUUGGAGAAGCUUGAUGCCAGCAAUACUCUAAUCGGGCAACCUCCGCCUUCCCUCGUGCGCUUGAACAAGCUUAAAUUCUUGAUUUUUGAUAAACGAAAAUCAAAAGUAGGCCUCAAAGAUGGAGUGUGCUUUCUUUUCCCUCAAGUGAAUGACGGAUUACACUCAUUAAAAGAUCUAGAUCUCAGUUACUGCAAUUUAAUAGAUGGAGGACUUCCGGAAGACAUUGGAUCCUUAUCCUCUUUGGAAGAGUUGAAUCUCGGGGGAAAUAAUUUUGAGCAAUUGCCUCGAAGCAUAGCCCAACUUAGUGCUCUUCAAUCCUUGGACUUAUCAGAUUGCAAGAGGCUUAAAGAGUUACCGGAAUUUCCAUAACAAUUAGAUACAAUAUAUGCAAAUUGGAGCAAUGAUUGGAUCUGUAAUUCGUUGUUUCAGAAUAUCUCAUCAUUGCAACAUGACAUCUCUGCUUCAGAUUCCUUGUCACCAAGAGUGUUUACCACUAGGAGCAAUGUCCCAAGUUGGUUCCGCCAUCGGGGAACUGGUAGAAGUGUAUCAGUAAAUUUGCCUGAAAAUUGGUAUGUACCUGAUAACUUCUUGGGAUUUGCUGUAUGUUACUCCGGCAGAUUAAUUGAAACCACAGCUCAAUUAUUUCCCUUAUGUGAUGAUGGAGUGUCAUCAAUGACCCAGAAACUAACCUUAUCCAACCAUUCAGAAUGUGUAGAACCUAAGAUUCAUUUUUUCUUGGUAUCUUUUGCUGGCAAAUGGGGUAUGUCUAAGGCAAAUGGAAAAACACCAAAUGACUAUGGGCGCAUUAUGUUAUUUUUUGGAGAAAUGAAGGAUUUUGGACUUCGUUUGUUGUAUAAAGAUGAACCUGAGCUUGACGUCUUGUUACAAAUGAGUGAAAAUAGUGAUGAACUUGAGCUUGAGGCCUUGUUACAAAUGAGGGAAAACAAUGAUGAACCAACGGAACAUGGCAUUAUGACAAGGACAAGCAGAUAUGAGAAUAGUGAACACUAUGACUCCGUGAACAAUGAAGCCAGUUGCUCGUCACAAAUUGUCACAUUUCUAAUAUUCGUGGGAACUCUGUUUUUGAGAAUCUGCAGCAACGAGUGGCGUGACCAGUUUCUUCAGAAACUUUGA
Messenger RNA from Lycium ferocissimum, 4417 nucleotides. Its product is annotated as TMV resistance protein N-like. Lineage: Eukaryota; Viridiplantae; Streptophyta; Magnoliopsida; Solanales; Solanaceae. Gene Ontology annotation, molecular function: ADP binding; protein binding. The record is from RefSeq and is a predicted model, not a curated record. Gene Ontology annotation, biological process: signal transduction; defense response.